Thermochaetoides thermophila DSM 1495 is the source of this 1203-nucleotide messenger RNA. RefSeq lists its product as uncharacterized. The coding region runs from base 1 to 1203 and encodes 400 amino acids. Gene Ontology annotation, molecular function: proteasome binding; endopeptidase activator activity; ubiquitin binding. NCBI's taxonomy places the organism in Eukaryota, Fungi, Ascomycota, Sordariomycetes, Sordariales, Chaetomiaceae. Gene Ontology annotation, biological process: ubiquitin-dependent protein catabolic process. The transcript has 4 exons. The record is from RefSeq and is a predicted model, not a curated record. Gene Ontology annotation, cellular component: proteasome regulatory particle, lid subcomplex; nucleus; cytoplasm.
AUGUCAAUAACACCCAUCAUCACCUUCAAGGCCGGGCUUUGCGAAGUCGACCAAUCGUCCAAGCCUUACAAGGUCAAGCCGAAGCCGACUCCCGGCUACAUAUACCUCUACUCGGAAGAUGACCUAGUUCACUUCUGCUGGAGGCCCAGGUCGGUGCCGCUGGACCAGCCCGAGCUGGACCUCGUCAUGGUGCCGACCGACGGCCACUUCGUGCCCUACGACACGCGCACGCCGAGCCACCCCUCGUCCAAGACCAACGGCCGCAUCUUUGUGCUCAAGUUUUCCUCCUCCUCUCAGAGAUACCUCUUCUGGCUGCAGUCGAAGCCGCAGGCCCGCAGCGGCGAUCCGGCAUGGCUCAGCCCGCGCGACCGCAAGAUUGGCGAGAUUGUCGACCGUCUGCUGCAGGGCGAGGAGGUUAAUGUGAACCGCGAGCUGGCUUCCGUCCAGAACAAUACCGACGACAGCGGCAGCGGGCCUCGUCGCCGCGAUGCCGACGACGACGAAACGAUGGAGGAUAUUGAGGGGCACGGUGAUCCAAGUCACCGGGGCGGUGCUGGCGGCGCUGGGCCCGGCGCCACGGGGGGUGAUUUCAGGUCGGAGGGCGAGGAUGCCAGAGAAGGAGGAGCAGAUGGGGCGCGAGCGGCGACCACCGCCAAUGACGCAGCCACCGUGGUGCAGAACUUCCUUCGCUCCCUCCAGCAAGCCCAAGGCGCCACAGGCGGUCUUCUCGGCGCAGCCGCCAACGGCCGAGACUUCCCGCUCCUGACCGAUCUCCUCGAGCCCGCAACCACCAUCCCCAUGCUCGACUCCGCCUCCGACGAGUAUGUCGACAACCUGCUAAGCUACCUCCCUCCAACCAUCAUCGUCCUCUCCCAGCAGGGCGAGACUGCCACAACAGCCGACUCGAUCGAGGCCGAGCCGUCGACCGAGGCCGUCGAGGCGGCCAAGCAGGCCAUGAGCUCCGCACAGAAGCGUGCACUUCUCAAAAAGGUACUGCGUAGUCCCCAGUUCAGCCAGAGCCUGGCUAGCCUGACACAAGCGCUGCGUGAUGGUGGACUGCCGACCAUUGCGGAGGCGCUGGGCAUCGAGGUUGAGAAUGGCGGGCUUGUGAGGGGCGGGACUGUGCCGCUUGGUGGGGGGGCUGCGGUUGAGGCGUUUGUGGAGGGUGUGAAGAAGACGGUGCAGCAGCAGAAGAAGGAUUGA